Molecule: messenger RNA, 2740 nt
Organism: Bursaphelenchus xylophilus (pine wood nematode)
Lineage: Eukaryota; Metazoa; Nematoda; Chromadorea; Rhabditida; Aphelenchoididae
Source: the annotation of a GenBank genome assembly
AUGGCCAUCAAUUUUCUAGUUCUAACAUGUUUUACACAUCUUAUCCUUCAAAUUCAAGCGACAUCAAGCGAAUUAGACAUUGAUAAGUCGGGCUGGCUCGAUGUGAACGAUCCACUCAGCUGGGAGAACACUCAGAAUCAGCGAGAUCGUGGAACAUGCCCGUCGGAAGAAGCUGUGAGCGAAUAUCAGCGAGUAAGUGGUCUAGUCUAAUAUUAUUCUUGAUUUUUAGAGGAUUUCGCAGUUGGAGAAGGAGAUUUUGAUUGGAAAAGCAAGUUCAGAGGAGAAGCUUCUAAAGCACGUUGUUCGGCAGUUUCUGCAUCGUUUGAAUAUUGAGCUAGUCGACGGACAAAGCGUCUAUAGAGAUGCUCAAGUGUAUAUAUCGGCAAAAGACGUGCGAAUACUCCGUAGAUUCUUGAAUAACGAGUAUCCUGACGAGGAUGUUGGCAUAAGAGAACGAGUGAGAACGGCGUUGGGCGAGUUUCUCAGCGAGGUCGGUCAAUUUUUCCAUUUUUAUAUUGUAUAUGACACCUGGGGAAAUCAUGAAUAAUAUCGGUGUUUAGGCCUCGGAACAGACUCCAAUCUUCGUCCAGUAUCUUCAACCAUACACUCCAUACCUAAUGCUGCUGAAUAUCGCGAUACUACCGAUUGCUUUGUUGUUCAUUUUGCAAAGGAUAAUGUCACCCAAACAGCUGUUGAUAAUAUUAUUUUUAUGGGCUUUUUGUGUGUCGUUUUGCUUCACAUACGCGAGAAAAUACAAAGUAAGUGUUUUUAUAUUGUUUUGUUGGAUUUUAGAUCGAAUUGGAAAGAAUUUUCAUCAAUUUUGCCUAGUGCAAUAUAAGGCAUGUUGUUUAGGAAAAGCUGGCGGAAAGGUAUGACCGCGCCGACCGAGAAGAUCAAUGCAUAAAGGACAAGACUUUCCUUGGUGAGGUUUCCGAUGUGCUGCUUGGGUAUUUACGGAUCAAAGGAAAGAGCGAAUGCCUUAAAAAAUACGAGGUCAGUUGAUGUUGUUGAUCUCGAAAAAAUGACUCAUCCUGCCAACUGUUUGGGUCAGAACUUAAUGUUUCUGACUUUCAGGACAUUUUGAUUGAGCCCUUCUUGCUGAUCGACCCUCUGGCCACAUUCGGCGAAGUUCUGGCCAAUUUCUUCAUGAGUCCUUUGGAGGUCGCGGGAAAGCAACUAAAUCGAUUUUUCAAUGACUUUUUCAUCGACACCCCACUACCAUUGGCCGUCUUCAAAGUCGUAUUCCUAUUUUUACUGCUGUUUUUCUUCAUGGGAUACCGGCUGAGGACCUUGUUAUUCUCGGUGGAGCCGGUUUUCAGGCCGCAAGAACCGGCAAUUCAGAGGACAGAGAGGGCUUCUGAGGCUAUACGAACAAGAGAGACGACUCCAAUGAUCCAGGAAGUUCGUAGUUGCCCGGUGAGUUUUGAUUUUCAAUGAUUUUUGGGGGAGUUUUAUAUUGUAGUAGAUGAAAUUUGAAUUUAUUGAUAUUAUAGUAGGAAAGGGUGGCUGAUAUGACUUCAAAUGAUAGAAUAGGAAUGUUUAGGGUAUGUUUGUUCUGUUAGAUCAAUUUUUAGGAGAUUUCGAAGAAAUUUUUAUAUUGUAGUAGAUGAUUUUUUUUAGUUUUGAUAUUGUAGUAGGAGACUUUAAGAUGAAAUAGUAUACAUUUUGAAGCCACGUAGGUCCUAUUACUAUGAUUUUGGAUAAAUUUAAAAACAUUUUUUAUAUUGUAGUAGGUAUUAAUGUAAUUUUCUAUAAGAAAGUUUGAUGAAGCAGUCGUAUUUUACCAAAUUUUAGACCUUACCAGCCCCAACCCCUCCUCAGAACCCCGCAUGGAAGGAGGCGAGUCCAACGUUGGCCAUUGAAGACAUCCUCGAGGAGCUGGAUUUCCAAAUUGAAGAGGAAGAAGUCAAAAAUGAAGAAAAAAUUGAGGAAGAAGAAGUCAAAGCCGACGAAAAAAUUGAGGAGGAAGAAGUUCUGGAUAUUCGAAAGAUAUUUUAUGCCCAUUUGACCUACGAAGAAAGCGAAAAUUUAUUGAGGAAUGAGGAAAAAGGCGCAUGGCUCCUGAGGAAUAGCCAAAAAAUGGUAAUAAUUACUGUGAUUUGAAGGGACAAUAUGUGAAUUGUUGAUUGAUAGGACUAGUAUUUGGAUUAGGGAGACAAUAUAACAAGAAUUUUGGGAAAAUUUGAGGGCUAAAUUGGAUUUCUGACCUUAUUUUAGACAUCUAUAUCUGGACCUGGUUUUAGAUGAAUUUUUGAGAUGUAUUAGAAGAAAUGGUCGUAUUUUACCAUCAUUUGGGAUACAAUUUUUGUAUAGUAGCGUGCCAAUGAAUAAUUUUGGAUGUUGAAUAGAUUUCGGACCUUAUUUUAGGUUCAACAUCUGACCUAAUUUUAGCUGAUUUUUUGAUGUUCAGGAAAAAUAUGUCUGCCGUAUUUUACAAUUAUCUGAAGCGUAAAUUCCAUAUAUUAGGUUUAGUAAAGCUGAUUCAGCAUUAGAAUAAAAUUUUGGACCAUUUUUAUAUUACACUUGAUUCCAGCCCUCGAACAUGGCAAUGUCAAUUCGUGGUCCGAACAGAUGCCAUCAUUUCAUCAUCUACUUCACGGAGGAGCUGAAUUACCGUCUCGGAGACUCUAAAACCACGUUUGGAAGUCUGCAGAACCUUCUGCGACAUUAUACUAGACAUCCGGUCCUAAACGAAGGCCCCACCACGUUGGAUAGGCCGCUUUUCCGCGACAUUUCAUAA